Messenger RNA from Vombatus ursinus (common wombat), 2882 nucleotides. Its product is annotated as SLAM family member 5-like. Gene Ontology annotation, cellular component: external side of plasma membrane. The record is from RefSeq and is a predicted model, not a curated record. Bases 77 to 2011 code for a protein of 644 amino acids. Lineage: Eukaryota; Metazoa; Chordata; Mammalia; Diprotodontia; Vombatidae. The transcript has 16 exons. Gene Ontology annotation, biological process: T cell activation.
UCAAAUGAGAAGUGAAUCUCUCUCUAAAGCUGAGGUGUCACUAAGAUUUUCUUAUAUUCAAUCUGAAUAGAGACACAUGGCUUAUCUCCUCCAAAGAUGUCUCCUGGUGUUCCUCUUCUACCCAAUUGCAGAGCCAAGAGCUUCUGGAGAAGACUCAGUCCCAAAAAUGGUGAUUGGAAUCCUGGGGGAGUCUGUUAUUCUCCCACUGGAAAUCCCAAAAGAAAAGCAGAUCACAUAUAUUGUCUGGAUUUCCCAAAGGUCUCUUGCCAUCAUAGAGACAGGAAAAGAAGGAAAAUCACCCAAAAUAAUGAUGACAAAUCCUCAUUAUAUGGGGCGAAUAGACUUCCUCAACCAAAGCUAUAGUUAUGCUCCACAAAUCAGUCACUUGAAGAUGGAGGAUGCUGGCUUCUACACAGCAGAAAUAACUAUAGCAAACAUCACUGAACCCAUUAAAAAGUUGUUCACCCUCCUCAUCCAUGAGCGAUUGAUGGAGCCAAAAAUUACAUUGGGUCCUAGGAUCAAUGAUAAUGGCACCUGUCUUAUCAAUGUGACAUGUUCUGUGGAACAAGUAAGAGAGAAUGUAACAUACAACUGGACACCUGUGGGACAAAGGGCUAAUGCAUCCAGUGGAGGACCCAUCCUCAGUGUCAUUUGGAAACCUGGUGACCAAGACCAGUACACCUGUACUGCCACAAACCCUGUCAGCAACAGUUCCCAUACUAUCCUUGCCAGUAAGCUCUGUGCAGGCAUUGAACAUGGCAUAAGCUACAUCAGAGUCCUUCCAUACCUCAUGAUGACCAUCAUCCUGGUUAUUAUUCUCCCUUUGUUGGGCCUGUCUUUCUGGUACAUUCAGAGAAGGAAAGAAAAAGAGGCUGAUGCAAGAGACCAGGACUGUACUAUUUAUGACUCAAUUUCUAAUCUAAGCCCUGAUAUUACAGAAAAUACAGAGUAUGCCACAGUUUCAUAUCCUAAAAAAAACAUCCAAAAGAAUUUGGAAGCACUGCAUACAGUUUAUGACAUUUUACAGAAUACUACAAAGAUGGACAAAUCUGACACGCUUGAAAAGAACCGAAGGUCUCCAGGAACAUUAGACUUUGGACCAGAAGCCUCCAGAGGAGACCCAGCCCCCAUGAAGGUGAUUGGAACUCUGGGGGAGAAAAAAUACAGAGGCCGAGUGAAUGUAAUCAGCAGCAACUAUUCCCUACAAAUCAACAAUCUGACAAUAGAGGAUGCAGGAAUCUACAGAGCCCAGAUAAACAUAAAAAACUUGAAUAUUACCACCACCAAGGAAUAUAGCCUUCAAGUCUAUGGGCCAGGAACCUCAGAAGGGAACUCAGCUCCCACAAUAGUGAUUGGGACCCUUGGGGGCCUGAUCACUUUCCCACUGGAGAUUCCAUCAGGAGUUGAGAGCGUUGUCUGGAUUUCAAAUACUUCUCUUAUCAAGACAGAACCAGGAGAAAUGGGAAAGCUGAACAGAGUCAAGACCCAGAGACCUGACAGAGGCAGAGACCCUGCCCAGGACUUCUCCCUCCAAAUUCCUAAUGAACAAAUGGAAAACCAAGGACUCUAUAUAGCCCAUGUAUGCACCAACUCCUCCAGAGUCCCAAUAACACACCGGUAUUCCCUACAAGUCUAUGAGCAACUAAAGAAAGUUAAAGGUACAAUGAGCUCGAGGACCAAUGAAAACCAAACCUUUACCAUCACAAUGACCUGUCAAGUGCAAGGUGACAGUUAUGGAGACAAGGUGACAUACAGUUGGACACCCCUAGGGGAAAGAGUCCUUGUGUCCCAUGAAGGGUCUGUCCUCAGUGUUUCUUUGAGACCUGGGUACCAUAAAGUGAACUACACCUGUACAGCCAGAAAUCCAGUCAGCAACAGCUCUCACUCCUUCCCAGCUUGGCAGCUCCACCCAGAGUCUAAGAAAAACAGAAAAGCCUGGUUAGCUCUCCUUGAGCUUCUUGGACUGGCAGUCCCCUGUUGGUAUGUUUGGAAAAAGAAGAGACAUGGUUAGUGCCUAGAUUGUUGCUCUACCCAAACCCAGUGCCAGACUCCUAACAAGUUAUCAGAGUACAAGAAGUUGGAACUUGUCCUUGAAGGGAGUUCCAGGAGAGAAGGUAGCCUGGACAGUGAUACAACCUCAGAAGGCAACAUGGUACACAAGCCUAUUUGUGAAAGUACUGUGAAACAUGACCCUAUCAGAGAUGAUGGUGAUGUGUAUGACUCUGUCUGUGAUGAGGAAGAAAUAUAUGACCCUGUCACUCCAGAAGAAAUAUUCUGUGUCCAAAUCAACCAGGGAGAGAUCCCAAAUCCUCAGAAGUGCAAGAGUCCAGAUACAAUUUACUGCAUCAUGAAGAAACCCCAAAAGGUGGGAUCACUGAAAAGUGACAUUGAGUCUCCAGAGGCUUCUCUCUAUGAAAAUUUCACCUCAAUAGGACAGUCACUGCCUACCCCAUCUUCUGACUGUGGAUAACAAAGAGGAAGCAGGGCCUUAUUGGCACAUGGAUGAUUUAAGGAUGAAUAUCCCUGCACAUGGGAAGAUCCUGGGAUUUCCCUGCAUUACUCUACACAUAUUCUGAGUUCCCUCACUUUUGUUCCCAGAGCAAACUGCAUCUGGACCAAGAUACUGGUCUGAAGGGUAGACAGAGAGACUCAGGUUCUUCUUGAUUGAUCCCUUACAAUUUUCUGUAAUGACAGGCUGGGAUUGGGAAUUUUAUCUCCACAGUAGGAUGGUCCCCAGGCCUGGAAUCUCUUCUUACCUCUACCUUCUGGUUUUCUGUCUUUCUUAAGACAAUUCUGAUUCUACUUUCUGCAAUAGGCCUUUCCCAACACUCCAUAUCCUGUUCUUCUGAAAUAAACUAUAAAUUACUCUCUCUCUCUCUCUC